Cyanistes caeruleus (blue tit) is the source of this 2553-nucleotide messenger RNA. It is a transcript of the gene LRRC19, whose product is annotated as leucine rich repeat containing 19. Gene Ontology annotation, cellular component: plasma membrane. Gene Ontology annotation, molecular function: protein binding; signaling receptor activity. The record is from RefSeq and is a predicted model, not a curated record. NCBI's taxonomy places the organism in Eukaryota, Metazoa, Chordata, Aves, Passeriformes, Paridae. Gene Ontology annotation, biological process: positive regulation of non-canonical NF-kappaB signal transduction; interleukin-8 production.
AGGAUUUUCUAGGUUUAUUAUUUUUUUUACACUGCUUGGUUAUUCAUCAGGUACAAAGGUUGAAGAAAAACAAAGUGCUGUUUCACCGUGUUAUUUCUUCUCAGUGCACUGAAAAAUCUACACAUGUGUACACAUGAUACCUCUAAGAAGCAACAGAAAGGCUCCAAACAUGAAACACUAUUGGCUUGUGAUCUGGGCUGGAACACUGUUUUUGAGUCCAGUCACUGCUGUCUGCAACAUUACUUCACAAAUCGUUGCUUGUGAGGAGUCUGGAAAGGACCUCUUUAAUAUCUCAUUCUACCUUUUUCAAAAUGUUACUAAAUUAAGCCUCAAAAACAAUAAAAUCACUUUAGAAGAUCAUGACAAAGAGAUUCUUGGACGUUUUAUUAACCUCACUGAACUUCAUCUGAAUGAAAACAACAUUACUGUACUGAACAAUAACAGCUUCUACAACCUGAAAAAUCUUAUAACUCUGGAUAUUAGCAACAAUUGUAUUAGCACAGUUCAUAAAGCAGCAUUUGCAGGACUAAAUCAACUCUCAGUGUUGAAUCUAUCCUAUAACAUGAUUGCUCAGCUGGAUUCAGAAAUAUUCACUUCUCUCAAAAGCCUGACAGUUUUAAAUCUACAGUAUAAUUUUCUGAAAUAUUUUCAUAUAAAAUCAUCUUUUAAACUGGUUAAAAUUGUUUUAGCUGGAAACCCAUGGAUCUGCUCCUGUGAUCUCCUUGACUUACAGAUAUGGCUAAACACCUCCAGUGUGAUAUUAGAAAAUGAAAGCAACACUACAUGUACAUUUCCAAACAAGGAAAAAAUCUCAAUCAAGAUGGCAACUGACUGCAAAACUGAAAAGACUCCUUUAGAAAACAUUGAAACUUCCACUCCUGCUGUUAAUCUUAGAAGUAGUGCCUUAAUAACAGCUCAGACUCCAAAGAACAUCACUGGAAACAAUGGAACUCGUGCAGGGCUACCACUUGUUGGCAAAAGUUGGACCUUCCUAGCGGGUGUCCUAGGAUUUGUCCUAGGCACGACACUCCUGAUUUUUACUGCUGUAAAAUGCCCGGCAUGGUAUCACUACUUGAUGAGCUACCGUCACCGUCGUCUGGAAGAAAAUGACUCAGAAAGGUUUGAACAGGAGUUCUCAGCUGACAUCAGCUCUUCUUCAGUAUUGGGUACAAGCAGUGAAGAACCCAUUGUAAUAUUUGAGAAAGCUCAUGCAUGUGGAGAUGAAGAAGAUGGAUUUAUUGAGGAUAAAUACAUAGACAUAUAUGCAAAUGAGGAGUGUUAGUAUCUUAAACAAGAGAUGCUGAACUAACAUUUCAAAAACAUAGUACACUUGUGCUUCCAUUGUAUGCUUUAUUACAUACAAUACAGAAUGAAGUUAUGCAGUCUACCUCCCUCAUCUUGCCAAAUCCGUAGUAAGAUUUUACUGCAUCAGUCAUUAAGUUAAAAAAUGGGGUCAUAUGCAUGCAUUACUGGUACAAAAAAUACUUCAACACCUGCAAAAAAUACUCAUAAUCCACUUUUUAUAAUAAUGUAUUUGGCUAUUCAUAUUGGGGGGCUUACUGUAUAUUGUUUAACAUGAAAAAAGUAGCAGGUGAAGCUGGCAUAAUCAUUAAUGAUUUCAUUGUGAAGAGGUCUAGAAGAAAAAAAUAAUUUCUCUAAAAUAUUGAAACAGACCACAGACAGACUAGGGGCUUGCUCCAAAUCAGUGUUGUAACAGUUCUGCAGUCUAUUGGGCAAAAGUAACACAAAGAGAGAAUGGAGCAUUUGGAUAUUUUUUACCCAAAUUAGCAAAGCAAGAAAGACCAACUGCUCUAUUCCCAAAAAUGUGUAUGUGUAUGUGAAACGAUAAAUUACCGUUAAUGCAUUGCUACUAAACCAAGUAUUUUCUCUUCAUAUUUUCUUAACACUUAAAAAUGCAUUCAAGGUGGAACUGACACAUUUGCAAGCUGUUGAAAACUACAGUUCUAAUGCAAUGUGACAUUAUUAACUGGUAAACUGGUUGCUUUGGAGUGCUUAUGGGUACAUAAAAUCUCACUGCUGAGAUUGCUUUCACUAGGAACAAGCACACGCAGGCUCAUACAGUUUUCUCCUGCACCUCUCUUGUGCCUAAAUUAACUAUCAAUACACAAGCCAUUUUCAUGGCUUACAAAUUCUUAUUGCAAGCACCUCACCACCUUCAUCUUUCCCUCUACACAGCCCCAACUAACUUGCUAGGUGAAGGUCUAGUUCCCACUCCUGCUUGCUUUCUUCACUCUGCUACUCCACAACAAAACUUCCAAAACUUGAUUUGGCAGAUUGCCAAAGGACAGGAGUCCCCACUGCCACCUAACUGUUCCUGGAUGUAAUGGUAAUUAUCUUCAGAUGAGUAACCAGAGUUUAACACUAGGAAAUCGAGCUGCCAUCUGGCACUAAUGUAUCACCUUGAAAUUGUUCAGCUAACACUUGUGAUAUGUAUUGCACUGUUAGGGUAACAGGUAACAUGUCAACUUUCCCAAACUGAGUUAUGAGAAAUUGAGUUAUUCCAAGAUGAAAAACAUACACUUAAUGUACUUA